This is a messenger RNA of Truncatella angustata, 3358 nucleotides long. RefSeq names its product P-loop containing nucleoside triphosphate hydrolase protein. The coding region runs from base 306 to 3245 and encodes 979 amino acids. Gene Ontology annotation, biological process: recombinational repair. The transcript has a single exon. Gene Ontology annotation, molecular function: DNA binding; 3'-5' DNA helicase activity; ATP binding. The record is from RefSeq and is a predicted model, not a curated record. Gene Ontology annotation, cellular component: nucleus. Lineage: Eukaryota; Fungi; Ascomycota; Sordariomycetes; Amphisphaeriales; Sporocadaceae.
GGUUAAUUGAAUGUGAUGGCCACUGCAUUGCAGUGUGUAACUACUGAACUGCGUACAGUUCCCGAGAACCCCUCGAUCACAUGAUCUCGUGCCCGUGUUCGCGCCUGCUAAACGCGUCAACCUCGUGGCAACAAACAGAGCGCGCGAUUUGAGCGCACCACUCUGACUCUUGCAGCUUUCCUCACUCAAGUGCAACCCCCGCUGCAUCGGUACUUGGCUCACACCUUAAGCUGAGAUGCGUUAAAGCCAAGAUCAGUGUAGUUUCUAGAUGUUAGGGCACUCAUGUGUAACCCCGUUUUCCCAUCAUGCCCACGAACAAUGGCGGCAAGAUAUUCGAGUCGUUGAACACGGCGCAACGCCGAGCUGUUAGUUCCGACGCUUCGACCGUCGCGAUUCUAGCAGGACCAGGAAGUGGCAAAACGCACACCCUCACCUCGCGGGUGUGUUGGCUCAUUGACCAUGUCAAGUAUCAACCAUGCGAUAUUCUUGUCGCAACUUUCACGGUCAAAGCCGCUCGUGAGAUGAAGGAGCGCAUAGGGAAAGCCCUGGGCGACGGCCGAGAAAGGAAAAUCAUUCUCGGCACCUUCCACAGCAUAGCUCGGCGCUAUCUCGCCGCAUAUGGUCAGAAGAUUGGCUUGGACCCCAAAUUCGGUAUUGCUGAUGAUUCUGACUCGAGGGGUAUCGUCACCCGAAUCUGUAAGAGAUUGGACGUUCAGCUUGAGGUGCCCAAGGCUCGAGCUUAUAUCAGCAAGAAGAAAGCCGGAGGGUCAUUGGAUAAUGGGCCAGACAAGAAGAACAAAGACAAGUCUGUCGAAUCAAGAGCUUACGAGACUUGCUACCAUGAGUAUCAGCACCAGCUGGAACGUUCCAAUCUUUUAGACUAUGACGACCUCCUAGUCCGUUGCGUUGAGCUUCUUCGCAAAUAUCCAUCAUGUGUCUCAAAUAUUCGGGCAGCCUUGAUCGACGAGUAUCAGGACACCAACGGCAUUCAGUACGAGCUUAUGAAAUUGUUUGCGCAGUAUCAUAGACAUAUCACCAUCGUUGGAGACCCUGACCAAAGUAUAUACGGAUGGCGGUCAGCGGAGAUCAAGAACCUGCAUCGUUUCCUGCGGGACUUUCCUGGUACCGACGAGGUGUCGCUUGAAGAAAACUAUCGUUCAUCGAGCUCUAUUUUGGACAUCUCUCUGAAGGUUAUUCAGCAAGACCAAGAACGUUACCAGAAGGUCCUCCUCCCGGUCCACGAGAAAGCAACCCGUCCCGUACUUCGCAAACUGAAGAACCAAAUGGACGAAGCAGACUGGAUAGUGUCGGAGAUCAAACGUGUCAAGUCAGUGUCGGGGGAUAUGAUCAACGCCGAUGAUAUUGCUAUCCUCUUGAGAUCAGCAUCCCUUUCGAGGCACGUUGAGAGUGCUUUAGGGAGAGCUGGUAUACCUUACCGCAUGGUUGGUGGGUUCAAGUUCUAUGAACGGACCGAGAUCAAGAUCAUCCUGGACUAUCUGCGCCUUAUUCACCACCCUGACAACAACGACGCUGUUGCGCGUGUGAUCAACGUGCCUAGGCGAGGCAUUGGUCCUGACACAAUCAAGUCGCUGAUCGAGGAGGCCGAGCGUAAUUCUCUUAGCGUUUGGAGUCUACUUGUCAAGCAUUGCCGGGGUGAUCGUGCCGCAAAGACGAAUAUCAGGAACCAAACCGAACAAAAAAUAAGUGGCGACUUCUUCAAGAUAAUCAACGGCGUCCGAAUGCGGCUUCGAGAACCUAAGGAUGGUGCGUGUAUCGAUCUCGUUGAAGCGAUUGAGCAACUGCUUCGGGAUUUGCAAUUUGAGAAAUAUCUUGAAGACACUUGUCCACACGACCAUGAAGCGCGAUGGGCCAAUGUUCAAGAGUUUGUUGGACUAGCUGGGGAGUUUAUGAAGGAUCAGGUCCUUGCCGAAGAGGACAUGUUACCAGACGUCGAGGGUAUACAGCAACAUCAAAACGAUGAUGUGCUCGCACGCUUUCUAGCGAACGUGUCUUUGGCAUCCGACAAGCAGACAAACGACAAGGAUCAAGAAAGCAAACCAAUGGUCACUGUCUCGACGAUACACGCUGCAAAAGGAUUGGAGUGGCCUAUCGUCUUCAUUCCUGGGGCCUAUAAGGGUUCAAUACCGCACGCUAGAUCUGAUGAUGACGCUGAAGAGCGACGACUUCUUUACGUUGCAAUGACUCGGGCACAGACACUCCUCUACCUGAGCUAUCCUCUGUACAGCUCGAAUGGUGAUAGCAGCAGUCUCGAGAUCUCGCCUUUCAUCGAACAACUCGCAUCCAAUCAUUUCCUACGGCAAGGUCCGUCAUUUGAUAGACGGAUUAUGUUGCAGAUCGCAAAGAUCCUACGACGUGAACUACCACCUGAGGCCACAAUAUACAAGAACAUGCCCAUCUUUAAUCCAAUAGAGGACAAUUUGUUCCCCAUUGACCCGAACGAACCACGGCAACUCUCCCGUUCGUCCAGUGACACCACAAAUUUGCAAAAUGGUAACAAGCGACGGAAGACACAACACACGAGCAGCAGUGCAAAUGUUAUACCAGAGUCGGUGGAAGGCUGGAACGCGCCAUAUGCUACGACUAUGCAGCGAUCUACUUCAUUUACAUUGCCGGGGUUCACCACCGCCAAUGCUCAGCAUGUUGCAGAGGUCGCCGAAGGACUUAGCUUGACCUCGAAACCUAUGGCGCCUGUAUCCAAGGUUAGCACAAAUAGACGGCCACCGGGCCAGAGAAGUCUCCUUGGAUUCGUGGUUAAAGAGCAUGAUCAGUCCAAGGUGGUUGAACAACCAAAAGCUGCUCAGCAACAGUCCAGACCACAAGAUCAUUUGCCUAAACAGUAUUUGCUACCAACGCAGAGGCUUGUAAAACAACAAGAGAGCAUCAAGCCCGAACUAUCUGGCCAUAAACUAAACCCCACCCGAAUUCUGAGCAAGCCACCACAGCCAAGGCGUGAAGAACCCGUGGCAACAAAACAGUACUCCUGUUUCUCUAGUUCACCAAGCAAACCUGCCCCCGAAGAUGUCCCAGAAGCUCAAGACGUAGAAAUGCCAUUGGCCGAGGAAUACACCCGCCCAGCAAUCUCAUUUCAUGCGACUACAGUCAAUGUCCCUCAGGCUAUGAGAGGGUUUAAGAGACCAGCUGGGCUUAGUAGGGAAGGAAUGGCGCCUAUUGAUCGCCUGAGAAAGCCCUUCAAACCGCUGACGAUCAACCGACAAGGAAAGUGAUACCUUUUAGUCCAACAGGUACAUGUCACGGCAUACGAUUUUGCUCAUGAAGUUGGUAAAGUUCUGGUAGAUGUGCAAGAUGCUAAUGAUUAAUGACCAUUGUUACGUUCCUA